Colletotrichum chrysophilum is the source of this 615-nucleotide messenger RNA. RefSeq lists its product as uncharacterized. The record is from RefSeq and is a predicted model, not a curated record. Bases 1 to 615 code for a protein of 204 amino acids. The transcript is spliced from 3 exons. Lineage: Eukaryota; Fungi; Ascomycota; Sordariomycetes; Glomerellales; Glomerellaceae.
AUGUCUUCUCAGUACACCCUGACUGUUAACGUUGACCCGAAGUGGGUCUCGGCCUGGUCCAAGAUCCCCGGAAUGAAGCUCUGCUUUGCCACGGCCGUCGGUUCAGGUAGCAGCGCGACCUUCUCCAACGUCGUUGCGUACACGCACAACAUUGCGCCUAAUGUUACUAUCCAGUGGGGAAACAACUAUCGCAUUGCCGGUAGCACCAACAACUUUUCCAAUGGAGCGAAGUUCACUGCCUCUACUGACAAGAUUGCCGUCAAAUUUGGCAGCAAGACGGAGGUUAAGAAGGACUGGUCCAUCUCCACCAACCCCGACGACGGCGCGCCUGAUGCGGGCUUCUUGUUCACCAAUCAGAUCGAAGUUGCAGCAGUCCUUUACCGGGAGAUACAGGGUGAAUACAAGGCCAUCUACAUCAGCCACGUCGGGCCCAUGCCCAAGAACUCCAAGGAGAAGCUCACUCCCAAGCAAAAGGUCUACGUCUGGUUUUCUGACAGCUAUGAGGAUGAAACCAUGAUCGACGACUUUUCUGGAGACCUGAAGGAGAUCGUGUAUGAGGGAAAGACAUCAGCCACUGUCAAGUUUGACGGCGGCGGCACCUGGUUUGACAUGUAA